UUUAACCACGAUUAGUGUGAUAAUAGGCUAUGGAGACUGGAGUAGAGAGGGAAAUGGCGGAGCGAGGCCUCCCCGAUCAACCGUCGCCGGAGGGCAAGGUGGCCGGUGUUGAUGUGUUCUCGUCGGAGCCGAGGUCGUUCAAGAUGGAUCGGAGGUCGCUGGAGGCGACUGCGCUUAGAGACGCUGUGUCCCGCAAGCUCCUUGACUUCCUCGGGGCUUACUCCGACGACGUCCUCACGGAGUACAUCAUUAUUCUUGUUUGCAAUGGGAAACAUCAAAAUCAAGCCCGAGAUGAACUGGAGGCUUUUCUUGGCAAUGAAAGUGAAAACUUUGUAGCAUGGCUCUGGAAUUAUCUAUCACUUCAAACCAUUGCUUCAAAUACUCCUAUUCACUGUUUAGAUGAAACAACUAAGUCCAAAGGCGAUUUUUCUGAUCUAUCAAAUAAUGAAGAAAACUUGAGCCAUGCAAACAACAUUGAUGAUUUAGAGGGCCAUAAAGGUUGGCGUCCUAGUGAAAUUGCUUCCAUCAAAGUGCUUGCUGAUAGGCCACAGCAACGAACACAUGCAAUCAAUAGUGUGGUUCAGACAAACAACAUUAAUCAGACUCAAAAUGGAUUCAAAAUGUUUGCGGAUACUAGUUUGAUAUCCUCUGCUAAAUUUUUUUCUGGUGGUGAGCAAUGCCUAGAAAGACAAAAUCAGCAUUGGAAGAUAGCCAAAAAUAGCUCAAGUGCAUUGCCUCGUCAACCUUCGCAUGUGCCAAAGUCAGAAACAGUCAUGAGGAAUUCACAAGCAAUUGGUAGAGAAGAUACUAACCGUGAGUCUCUUUGCAAUAGAAGUGCUAUUCCAAGUGGACCGUCUGGAAAUGAUGCAGAUGCCGAAGAGGCACAGAUUACAGAGCCUCGUGGUAAUGUUUGGGAUAGGCUCGGGAAGCCAUGCAAAGAAAAUGAGUCCUUAUUAAGAGGUUUAAGACACUGUCUAACUAGAACAGAAAAACUAAAACCUCAAACUGAAGAGAUUCAAGACUUGAAGCACGCAUUAAUUGAGCCAUAUGCAACUUUUAGUGGCAAUAACACUGAAAGGAGUACUGCAUUUGAUAAAGGUCAUAAAAGGAGACUUGUCACCAACAGUUCUCAAAGACAUGAUUUACUGGAGCUCAAUAAGCAGCACUCAUUUGAAGAAGUAGAUAAAUUGCAAAAGACAAGACAUGGUGAUAUUGCUUCUGGCAAUAUGUCUGCCUCUUUUUCAGGCAGGCAGGAAAACCAUCUGCAAACUAAAGAGGCAUUACAAAAGGCAAGUGGCUCUGUGCCCAAUAAGUGCCAAUAUUUGUCUAUUUGUAAUGAGUCAGCAAGAGUGAAAAAUAAUACUGUAAAGCUUCUGAAGCCAACAUGUACUUCAGCAUCAUCUCUAUGUGAGCAGAAGAAACAAUCUGAUAAAGUAGUUCAAUCUGCACAAAAGAAGAAUACCUCAGAAACAACUAUGAUACAGAAUUCGGUUCCGUGUAGUCUAACAUCAGAUAAGAUUGAAUCCUUGCAGUUUGCAAAUGGAAACAGUGAACCCAAGCCCAUCCAAACUGAAAUAACUGAUGUAAAAUUAAAGCUGCAAAAAGUGGAAAAAGAUAUGCAAAAGCUCCGCUCAAAGCAGGCAGCUUUGAUUGACUCAAAAUCCAAGUUACUAUCAGGUCUGCACAACAACUCAAAGGAGGAUUUUGAGUCAAGAACUGUCUUUGUCACUAAUGUACAUUUUGCAGCUACAAGAGAAGCAUUGUUUUCUCAUUUUACAAAGUGUGGCCCUAUUGUUAAAGUUACCUUGCUAACUGACGUGCUGACUGGCCACCCAAAAGGCGAAGCAGAUAUUAUCUUUGCCAACAAAGAGUCCGUUGACAAAGCAAUAUUAUUGAGUGGAACCUCUUUCUUUUCUCGGAUACUAGUGGUAACACGGAAAUCAGAAAUGGCCUCAGGAUCAGCAUCAACUCAGCUUGCUGCAAAGGUUCAGCAGUCAUGCUAUCCUCCGUCUCAGAAGGGUGCCUUCCAAGCACAUUAUGCAUAUACUCACUUCCAGUGGAAACGGGAGUGAGCAAGUCUUCAGUUUUUGGUGAAUAGAUGGCAAAUUCAUAUGAUCCUAGACGAUGUAUUCAGGCUCCGAGAUGGAGCAGCGAAUCUAGGGUGAAGGAGAAGGCAGCGAGGGUAACUAAGAACCCAGUUGAGGCAUAUUUAUGUAAUGUGUUGUAUCAGCACCAUUAUGCUUAUCCAUAAACCAUUCUAGCGAACUGCCUAGUUCCCAGAAACAAACAUCUUAUGUGCUUUGACUAGCUGCUCAUGUGCUUGCGCACGUGAAGUAAGCUACUUUGCACAUUUGACUUGGCUGAAACCACAAUGCAGUUGAUACAUUUGUAGGCUGUCAUCGUAGCGUUUUGCAUCAUUCUUGCAAUUUAAGAUAUGAAAAAUGUGUUCUUUCCAUGAAUUGAACUA
Zingiber officinale is the source of this 2467-nucleotide messenger RNA. RefSeq lists its product as uncharacterized. Gene Ontology annotation, biological process: regulation of mRNA stability; mRNA processing. Gene Ontology annotation, molecular function: poly(A) binding. The transcript is spliced from 11 exons. The record is from RefSeq and is a predicted model, not a curated record. Gene Ontology annotation, cellular component: cytoplasm; nucleus. NCBI's taxonomy places the organism in Eukaryota, Viridiplantae, Streptophyta, Magnoliopsida, Zingiberales, Zingiberaceae. Bases 30 to 2072 code for a protein of 680 amino acids.